Messenger RNA from Solanum dulcamara, 1914 nucleotides. RefSeq names its product lysine-specific demethylase JMJ32. The record is from RefSeq and is a predicted model, not a curated record. The transcript is spliced from 4 exons. Gene Ontology annotation, molecular function: 2-oxoglutarate-dependent dioxygenase activity. The coding region runs from base 52 to 1212 and encodes 386 amino acids. Lineage: Eukaryota; Viridiplantae; Streptophyta; Magnoliopsida; Solanales; Solanaceae.
UCUCUGUAAAUUGUAAACUAGCAGGAGCCAGGAGGGUUUAAGCACACAGCCAUGGAAGAAGAAGAACCCGAACCCAUCCAAAACCUCUGGCACGAAGUUCGUGAUCUAACCCUAGGCACCUCAAUCCAAAUCAACCACCUCUCUUCCCCACCCACCCCUCUCCAAUUCCUCCGUGAAUACGUUUCCCUCAACAAGCCUUGCCUCAUUUCCAACGCCGUAAACCACUGGCCAGCCACCACUCUAUGGCAAUCAAAUCUUUAUCUACUCAAUACCCUCUCUUCUUCCACUGUUUCCCUUCAUCUUACUCCUACAGGCCGUGCUGAUGCACUUUCCCCAAACCCCAUUUCCCCUUCUUCACUAUGCUUCGCUUCUGCUGAAGUGAAGCAUCUUCCUUUUCCUGAUGCGUUAACCCGGGUCUUGAAAUCGGAAAUGGGUUGUGUGGGUUAUCUGCAGCAGCAGAAUGAUUGUUUUCGGAGUGAGUAUGGGGCGUUGAGUCAAGAUUGUGAUUCUGAUUUUGCUUGGGCUACUGAGGCUUUUGGGUGUUUACCUGAAGCUGUGAAUCUUUGGAUUGGGAAUGAGUUGUCUGAGACUUCAUUUCAUAAGGAUCAUUAUGAGAAUAUCUAUGCUGUUGUUUCCGGGGAGAAGCAUUUUUUGCUUCUUCCUCCUACUGAUGUUCACAGGAUGUAUAUUCGUGAGUAUCCUGCUGCCGAGUACCACUAUUCACAGGAUACUGGGGAGUUCUCUUUGGAACUGGAGGAACCAGUGAGGAAUGUCCCAUGGUGCAGUGUUAAUCCAUACCCUUCACCUGAGUUGAAAGAGAAAGAAAUGACCAAGUUUCCCUUAUAUUUCAAUGGACCAAGACCAUUUGAAGUUACAGUCAAGGCAGGCGAGAUUCUUUACUUGCCAAGCAUGUGGUUUCACCAUGUUAAGCAGAGCCCUGACAGCAGAGGACUCACCAUCGCUGUGAACUACUGGUAUGACAUGAGAUUUGAUAUCAAAUAUGCUUACUUCAACUUCUUGCAAUCAUUGCCUCAUUCCAUGCUGUGUAAUCCCGCGUCGUCUGGAAAAUUAGGCAUGGAGUCGCAAUGUAAUUCAUCUAUAUGCAACUCUGAAGAGGAAUCCAGCAUGGGCGACAUCACUGCUUCUGCAAAUGAUAAUUUGUUACAUGAUCCUGAUGACACUGCAGAAAAAAUAAGUAUGACUCGUGGUUAGGAGCCCAAUGGUGAGGAGAAGCAAAGGAAAUUGACUUCACUGAGAUCCAAUCCUGCAAGCAUCGCUUGUUUCCCUAUUAUAUCCUGGAGAAGUUGCAGAGUGUUUUUGACCUGAGAUGGGAAAGAUGAAAUUAAACUUUCACGUCAUGAUUGCCCUACUGUCGACAAGUCAUCUCUGAAUUAAUCAGCAAUGUGAGCUCUCAAUGUGCCAUUUGAUAUCCAAAUGACACUACCGGUGAUGGGGAUUCAGUUGUCCUAUUCUUUAGAGAUUUACCAGUAUUGAUAUGCGGACACUUCACUUGUUUCCUUGUCAUCCUACUCUGCUGAUAAGUUUAAUUUGCAUGUCAUCGACAAGGAAAGGUCUAAUCUGAUUUGUUUGAAGAAGCUGUAGUUGUGAAAAUGCAUGCACUUUGUAGGUUUUCUUCUUUCAAGCGAUGCGAAUCAUCACUUAUCAUGGAAAAGCGGCAUUAGGAUGUCCCCAAAUCUCCUCAAAAGACGCAAAGCCAGAGCUCAUGGCUGUUGCCAUAGCUUGGAGCAGAGUAUACUAUUUUUAGCUUACAAUAGAAGUGCAAAAAUCACAAUCCAAUAUUUGACUAUCUAUUGUAUGCAUCUUUACUGAUUAUCUGGGAUGAAAGUGCCCUCUGGAUUGUGUUAACAUUAAUUAAAUUGGAUAAAGCCAAAGCUGAAAUACUUGUUAAGAAUU